Molecule: messenger RNA, 966 nt
Organism: Rattus norvegicus (Norway rat)
Lineage: Eukaryota; Metazoa; Chordata; Mammalia; Rodentia; Muridae
Gene: Or56b6
Product: olfactory receptor family 56 subfamily B member 6
Exons: 1
Coding region: 1-966 (321 amino acids)
Biological process (GO): detection of chemical stimulus involved in sensory perception of smell; system process; G protein-coupled receptor signaling pathway
Cellular component (GO): membrane; plasma membrane
Molecular function (GO): G protein-coupled receptor activity; signaling receptor activity; olfactory receptor activity
Source: RefSeq, marked reviewed
AUGGGUACUGCCUUGCAUGAAACCAACAACUCAGAGGUCCACGUGACCGAGUUCUUUCUGCUGGGAUUCCCAGGCAUUCAUGACUUCCAGCACUGGAUCUCCUUGCCUAUGGCUCUGCUUUACUUUGUAGCUCUUGGUGCCAAUAUCCUUAUCUUGAUCACCAUCUACUGUGAGCCGAACCUGCAUCAGCCAAUGUACCAGUUUCUUGGUAUCUUGGCUGCAGUAGAUAUUGGCUUGGCUACCACCAGCACCCCCAAGAUCCUGGCCAUCUUGUGGUUUGAUGCCAAGACCAUCAGCCUCCCUGAGUGUUUUGCUCAGAUCUAUGCAAUCCAUACUUUUAUGGGCAUGGAGUCAGGCAUCUUCCUAUGCAUGGCAAUAGAUAGAUACGUAGCCAUUUGUUAUCCCCUCAGGUAUCCUUCCAUAGUCACUGAAGCUUUUGUAAUCAAAGCUACACUGACCAUGCUGCUAAGGAACAGCCUGUUAUCCAUGCCAGUCCCUGUACUAGCUGCCCAGAGACAGUACUGCUCCAGAAAUGAAAUAGAUCACUGCCUUUGCUCUAACUUGGGGGUUAUUAGUCUGGCCUGUGAUGAUAUCACUGUUAACAGGGACUACCAGUUGACUUUGGCCUGGUUUAUACUUGGAAUUGACAUGAUUCUGGUCUGUGUUUCUUAUGCUUUGAUUAUUCGCUCAGUACUGAGGCUGAACUCCACUGAGGCAAUAUCUAAGGCCCUCAGUACCUGCAGCUCCCACCUCAUCCUCAUUUUGUUUUACUACACAGCUAUUGUUAUAUUAUCUGUCACUCACCUAGCAGGAAGAAGGGUUCCCCUCAUCCCUGUUCUCCUCAAUGUGUUACAUAUUGUCAUCCCUCCAUCCCUUAACCCCAUGGUAUAUGCCCUUAGGACACAGGAGCUGAAGGUGGGCUUCCAGAAGGUAUUUGUCUUGGGUGAUUAUGUAUCCAGAAAAUAA